This is a messenger RNA of Chaetomium strumarium, 450 nucleotides long. RefSeq lists its product as uncharacterized. NCBI's taxonomy places the organism in Eukaryota, Fungi, Ascomycota, Sordariomycetes, Sordariales, Chaetomiaceae. The transcript is spliced from 3 exons. Bases 1 to 450 code for a protein of 149 amino acids. The record is from RefSeq and is a predicted model, not a curated record.
AUGGUUGGUGAUGAAUUAGGAACGGAGCAUGGGACCGUUGGGACGGCUGCUUGCUUGCCACUGCUUGCUCCCCGAAGCCACACGCAGGCCACGGAUCAGAGACAUGGGCAGUUUGGGGUGAGACAUACUGUACACUCCCGACUCAGUCUUUGCCUUGUUGUCCUCAGCCUCCUCGCGGCCGGCGCUCUGCUGUUCGUCUCCCAGACGGUCGCUGCGCCAACAACAACAGACGCGGCUGCUGCCAGCGACAGCGACAGCGAUAACAACAGCGCGUCCGCCGGCAAAUCGGCCGCCGCUGCCGGCACAGCAGUCAAUUGGGGCUCGCCGCAAUGCAAGUCCCGUCAGCUCUACGAUCUGUGCACGGCCGACAAUGCCGGCGCGUAUUGCGACGGCACGGGCUUCCACAACAACUUCAUGGCCAGCUGCAAGGGCGUGUGCUGGUGUGAGUGA